This is a messenger RNA of Aspergillus thermomutatus, 855 nucleotides long. RefSeq lists its product as uncharacterized. NCBI's taxonomy places the organism in Eukaryota, Fungi, Ascomycota, Eurotiomycetes, Eurotiales, Aspergillaceae. Bases 1 to 855 code for a protein of 284 amino acids. The record is from RefSeq and is a predicted model, not a curated record. The transcript is spliced from 2 exons.
AUGGAGAUCUCAGGUCCUAUCUCAGCAUGUGAUACCUAUCCCUGUUCCAACGGAUCGCAGUUGAAUCGGAAUGACAAAUGUGAAGAGAACACGAAACCAAGCUCUAAACUGAACCGUUCGGAGUCUGAGGCUCGAGACCUGUUAGGUAAUAAAGGCAAGGCCCCAGUAUCCUCUAUACCAGACCUUUGCUCCACGAUAUUCGCCGUCAACUUUGAUGACAAACAACGAGGACUCCUUGGCUGCAUCGCGGACGAAAGAUACCGGCACCAUAUGUACCAUGUCCGGAGCUUCACUGAUGCCCUACAACCACAAUCACAAUCCCUUGAGGAACUCAUAGCGACUUCGACAACAUUUCCACGACCUCCGGUACAAGGCAGAUACAUGUUCAGCCGCCGUGAUCGACUCAUUCUCGCCGUGAACCUUGCGUGCAGUGUCCUGCAGUUCCAUGGUAACUGGCUGCGCAAAUAUUGGAGAGCUCGUGACAUCAUGUUCAUGAAAGAGCAUUUUGACCCAUCCAAACACCCCUAUGUCGUGUGUGACAUUGCAGGCGAGCCGCGACUGAUUCUCGUCGAACUUUCGGUGUGUCGGAGCCUUGAAUCAUUGCGUACACAGGAAGACGCCGAUCCUCUGGAGGCAGUGGCAAAUCUCAAGACUGCUGCUCGAUAUCUUCCAGUUGUGGAAAUGGAGAGUGGGUUGAAGUACGGUCAAGUGGUAGAACGGUGUCUCUUUGGCUCAGAUACCGUAGAUACGACCUCGGAAGACGAAAGUAUGCAGGACAAAGUGUUUGAAUGUGUCAUUGCCCCGCUGGUUGACAACUUAUGCGACUUUGACCGGUCAUUGUACAUCUUCCGGUAA